Molecule: messenger RNA, 633 nt
Organism: Funneliformis geosporum
Lineage: Eukaryota; Fungi; Glomeromycota; Glomeromycetes; Glomerales; Glomeraceae
Source: the annotation of a GenBank genome assembly
GGAUUAUUCGGUGCAUUAUUAUGUAAAUUAAUCAUCUUAUAUACAAAAUAUGUUCGAAAUCGAUCAUGGCUGAAAAAAUGGCCGGUAAUUGAAGUAAUGAUGGUUGUUAUAAUCACCGCGUCUAUAAAUUUUUGGAAUAGAUAUACUAAGAUGUCAAGUACGGAUUUAGUGUAUGAUUUGUUUAGCGAGUGUAAAGGUGAAAAUGAUCACAAAGGAUUAUGCGUAAACUCACCAGAGGAGAUGUUUGAUGUAUUUUGUUUACUUGGGCUCGCACUAAUUUCAAAAUUUCUUACAUGUGUAAUUACGUUUGGAGUAAGAACACCUGCUGGAAUUUUUAUUCCUGCCUUACUUAUUGGAGCAUGUUUUGGAAGAAUGCUUGGAAUCGCCAUACAGUACCUAACUAUGACACAUCCGGAUUUUCCAAUAUUUUCAGCAGUAUGUAAUCAAAAUAAAGAUAAUGAUUGUGUGAUACCAGGUGUAUAUGCAAUGGUCGGAGCAGCAGCUUCAUUAGCUGGAGUUACAAGAAUGACAGUUUCUUUAACUGUUAUAAUGUUUGAAUUAACCGGUGCUUUAACUUAUGUUUUGCCGAUCAUGACAGCUAUAAUAAUAUCAAAAUGGGUAGCAGAUUGGAUA